Messenger RNA from Talaromyces stipitatus ATCC 10500, 1577 nucleotides. Its product is annotated as Fe-containing alcohol dehydrogenase, putative. The transcript has 3 exons. The record is from RefSeq and is a predicted model, not a curated record. Gene Ontology annotation, molecular function: alcohol dehydrogenase (NAD+) activity; metal ion binding. The annotation marks the transcript as partial. Gene Ontology annotation, cellular component: mitochondrion. NCBI's taxonomy places the organism in Eukaryota, Fungi, Ascomycota, Eurotiomycetes, Eurotiales, Trichocomaceae.
CAAUGUCCCAAGCGACAAUCCGACCAGCCUUCGCCGGCCGCCAUGAACCCCGAAUCUCAUACGGCGCUCCAUUCCCAGAAGCAACCGCCAGCCAAGCCGAGAGUUAUUUCCAUGCCUCGAAAGUAUACGUGAUAUGUUCCGGAUCCCUGUCCCGCAACACCGAUGCUCUGGAUAGGCUCAAGCGUGCCCUGGGGAGCAAGUUUGCAGGCGUCCGGAUUGGUAUGAAGCCGCAUACAUUGUGGUCUGAGGUUGUGGAGAUAAUCAAUGAUGCGAAGAGUGUUGGGGCUGAUUUGUUGGUCACUCUUGGAGCGGGGAGUUUGACCGAUGCUGCGAAGAUUGUUUCUUUUGCCCUCGCAAACGACGUCACUACAUUCGACGGUCUAUACAGUCUUACCACAAACGUAAACAAAGACAGCAACGAACCCGCCGGAAAGAAAAGUGCAAUUAAGGGUUCAGUGAUACCCAUUAUCAGCAUCCCAACAUCCCUAUCUGCAGGCGAAUACUCCGAUUUCGCAGGCGGCACAAACGACAAGACGCAUCGCAAACACAGUUUCCAAAAGCCUCUCCGCGGCCCACGGUUGAUCAUCCUCGAUCCGGAGUUGACUGCUACAACACCGGACUCUAUCUGGUUGAGUACCGGUAUCCGUGCAGUUGAUCAUUGCGUAGAGACUCUUUGUUCAACUGUGUCUUAUGAAGAGACGGAUGAAUUGGCGCAAAAGGGGCUGGGGAUGCUGGUGCCGGGAUUGUUGAGGAGUAAGCAUGACAAAAAGGAUUAUGAGGCGCGGUUGAAUUGUCAGUUGGGUUCUGUGGAUGCUAUGGCUGCUUGUACGCAUCCGGAAAGGGUGGUUGAGUUGGGUGCUAGUCAUGGGAUAGGUCAUCAGCUUGGUCCCCUUGGAGUCGGCCACGGUGAGACAAGUUGUAUUCUGCUCCCAGCCGUAUGCAAAUACAACGCCUCCAAAAGCGCAAACAAUAACCGACAAGCACGCGUUUUGAAGUUUCUACUUGACCAACCGACCGUCCAGGAAGUCGUCAAGAAGUACAACAUCAACCCUGAAUCAGCAGAUCUUGGAGAUGUCCUAGACGGCAUCAUCCGCGAAUUGGGUAUGCCCCGGUCCCUCAAGGAUGUAGGGGUUGGCCGUGAUCAGCUCGACAAGUUGGCGGAACACAGUCUAGAAGAUAGAUGGUGCAAGACUAAUCCAGUCCCAUUGGAGGAGAAAGGACAGGUUUUGGAGAUUUUGGAGAUGGUUGUUGAAUAGACCAUCGAAGAGCUUAAACUAUAGUAGAACCAUAUAAAUGUACAUUUUUGUCAGUCUAUGUACCUAAGUAGAAGUCUUAAUAUACCAAGCCACAGUAUCCUUCAAAGUCAACAACUCCGGAUUCCCAAUAACAUCAUUAUCCCUCUUCUCAUACAAAGUCCCACCUUCAGCCCAAAUUCGACGCAAGGUAUAAAUAGCCGCAUCAGGACGACCAGUUUCCCAAGCAGUCUUUUCGAAUUCCUUCACUCCGUCAAUGGACGUCUCGUGAACGGUCCAUCCACCGCCAGUUUGUCGCUCAAAUUCGGCUUGGAUUUCGGCUGG